Molecule: messenger RNA, 3789 nt
Organism: Harmonia axyridis
Lineage: Eukaryota; Metazoa; Arthropoda; Insecta; Coleoptera; Coccinellidae
Gene: RhoGAPp190
Product: rho GTPase-activating protein 190
Exons: 17
Coding region: 487-3591 (1034 amino acids)
Source: RefSeq, a predicted model, not a curated record
CAAUUCUCUUCUACGCUCCUGUAAUACUGACAUCCCAAUCUUAACCAAGAAUUCCUUAGCUGUCAAUUUUAAUCCCAAGAAGCAAUGAGGGUUGAAGAAUAUUUGAUCUGUCUGUCUAUUGUUAGGCAUCAUAAAUAAUAAUUUGUUUGAAAUAAAAUUGUAUAGUGCCCAUUCUCACUAUCAUCAGAGCGCAAGCCGUGAAUUGGUUUUUAGCAGAUGUUGGAUGUUGCCUUCUUGAAGUGUAUUAAAAUGUAUUAAAACAUAAUGGCGACCAAAUUAUGAAAAAAUACUGAUUAUCAGACGUGAAAGUGAUCAAUUAGCGAAAACUAGUGUGAUUAUUGGUAAACGUGGUCGUUCGAUAAUUGCUAACAAUUCCAUGCUUCUUUGAAAUGACGGUCAUUUUCCUAUCGUUAAGAGAUUCAAAAAAAGUCAGCUGUAGGUGGUCUCAGAGGUAAUCAUUUUACUGUUAAAAACAUUUUCAAGAAUAUGGCUCGCAGAACAGAUAUAGCAAGAUACAUUAAUGUAUCAGUUGUUGGACUUUCUGGGGUUGAGAAAGAUAAAGGACAUUCUGGUGUUGGGAAAUCUUGCCUCUGUAAUCGUUUCAUACGAUCUCAUGCAGAUGAUUACAAUGUAGAUCAUAUAUCGGUUCUUAGUCAAACUGACUUCAGCGGACGAGUUGUGAACAAUGACCAUUUCCUUUACUGGGGAGAAGUGGUCAAGAAAUCUGAUGAAGGGGUUGAUUAUCAUUUCAGUGUUAUAGAGCAAACUGAAUUCAUUGAUGAUGCAUCAUUUCAGUCUUUCAAAGGUGGCAAGAUGGAACCUUAUGUCAAAAGGUGUGCAGCUACUAAGAUAACUUCAGCAGAAAAACUAAUGUACAUCUGCAAGAAUCAAUUGGGCAUUGAGAAGGAAUAUGAGCAAAAGCUCUUGCCAGAGGGUAAAUUCAAUGUUGAUGGCUUCAUUUGUAUUUUUGACGUUAGUAUUGUGCCAAGUAGAUCCCUUGAAAAACAAAUAGAAAUUGUUUCCAAUAUUCUUAAUAACCUCCUGAAAACGAAGAAGCCUAUAGUAUUCAUUACUACUAAGAAUGACGAUGCUGAUCCUGCCUACUUGCGUGAAGCUGAUAAACUCAUACAACGCAAAGAAUAUAAGGGAGUUUUGCCUCUUGUAGAGGUCUCUGCUCAUGAGAAUGUCAAUGUUGAUCUAGCAUUCAUUGUUCUGGCACAAAUGAUUGACAAAACUAAGUUCCGCACAAAGAUUACCCCGUAUGUUGAAGCAGCAAGAAUUCGUAGAGAUAUGAUGGAUGCAGCUAGCGAAUCUUUCCUGAGAUUGAUAAGACUUCAUGUGACUGACUAUCACUCUACCUGGUCGCAAACUAUCAAGAUACUUAAUGCUCACAAUGAGUGGAUAUAUUUCGUGCAAAUAUUUGGGUUGGAUGGUACACAACGUUUGUUCAGAAGGCACAUAAAAAUGUUGAAAGAGGAAGCCAUUACUAAAAGAAUCGCCCAUUACAUGGAAUUACUGCCUGAUAUUCUUGAUAAACUCAGUGCAGAUAGGCAUGCUGAAGGAGAUUGGCAAACAGUUAAAUGCACCUUGAAGCAACAUGAAGAUUUUUAUCAAUAUUUUUAUGAAUGCCCUGAGGAUAUUCCUUGGACAGAGUGUGAACUUGAGUCGGACAAUGAAGAAACUAGAAUGCCUUUAAAUGUCCUCGAUACAAAUGAUGCAGAAACUGUUUUCAAAAAUUACAUCAAUAUGCUACAACAAGAAAAACAACAAUCAGAGAUGCCGAAAAGGUGGAAGAAACAAUUCAAACAGCUAUUGGAAGACACAGGAUAUGUCACUCCGGGAAAGCCACUUUCAGAAGUUCGAGUAUUGUUUAUGGGUAGAGAAUGCUUUGAAGCUUUGUCUGAACACGAUUGUCAACAGAUUUACGAUCAGCAUCAAAGACAAAUUAUUGAGAGUGCCAAAUAUAAUUUUCAAGAACUACUUUUAGAACAUGCCAAUAUAUUUUAUAAUUUGAAAAGCAUGACUCCUUCAGGUACAAUAUCACAAGACUGUAUCAAAGAAAUUAUAGAAGUGCUUCAGGAUGAUUUUCGUUACAAGAUGUUGGAUAAAUUGGAUCAAGAUAGGAAAACUAUUCUUUACCAACAUUUGAAUUUCAUACACUGCCCAAUGAAAGAGAAUUGUCCUUCAUAUUCUAAUUGUAUGGAUGUUCUAAUCGAGAAAACUCUUGCUACCAAAAACCAUAGGCCCUCUUCUUGGGGCCAUAACCAAUGGUUUUUGAAUACAGAUGACAAUAAAGUUAACAUACUUAUCUUGGGCUUGAACUAUCUAGCUGAAGAUUUUGUUGCUAAAAUAAGGUCCCAAUGUGAAGAUGACGAGUACAAGAUCGACUGCCAAUUUUACAGUUUGGAUUACAGAAUCAUUUGUGGAGAUGUCAGUUUGCCACAGUAUUCAUUCAAAACUUCUGAUUUUGUUCCCCAUGGAGGCUUCUGUGUUUUCUCCGAUGCUAAAUCAUUUGAAUAUAUAAGGGAGAGUCUUGAAAAAACACUUCUAUCGAAUUUGGAACAGGAUGACAAACUUCCUUUUCAAGGAUUACCUAUCCUCCUCUUGUUUUUGCAGGAUAUUUCUCUGGAUAGUGAUAGUGUUAGCAAACUAAAAGAAGAGGGUCAAAGUUUGGCAGAUAACCUUCAAUGUACAUUCAUGCAUGUUUGCGUUGAUGAAAUCACCACUGAUCAACUUGUUUCUGAAUCUUUGAAUCAAUUGGUUCAAAGUAUCCAUCACCGGACUGGUUUCAUUUAUUUCUACCAGUCCGUUAUUGACUGUUUGGAACCAGAUAUUAGGGUUAUUAUGUCCUUAUUCUGUGGAGAUGAUUACUCUGUGGAAACUCUUCUCUCUCCAUUUUUUCACCAUCAAUGUUACUUCUUGUCCUCCGAACGCAGUGUUAUACUAGAGACAUUCCUUGGCGAUUCUAGACGUAGAGUAGAAAUUAUUAUUUCUUCUUUUCAUGGUGCUAAUUCCUUCAGAGAUGAACUGGUUCAUGGUUUCAUACUGGCUUAUUCCUCUAAACGUAAAGCUUCAUUAGCAAAUCUCAAUGCAUUUUCGAUGAACAUUCCAAAUCUACCAAUUCAAAUAUUAGCUGUAACUGAUUCUGGUGGGGCAAAUGCUUUUUUCAACAACGAACUUGGACAUUUAUUGAUAACUGAAGGGAACACAACAGCAGAUAGACUGAAUGCACACUUCAUGACAUUCACUGCCAACGUUCCUCAAAAAGCAACUUUUUACACUCCCUUCUUCAAGGAAGUUUGGGAGAAGAAGCCUGAAAUUGAGCAAGCUUUUCACAUGGAAGAACCUUCUAAUUUGGAUGACAUUGAUUAUCACAGUCUCCAUGAUCAUCCUAUACCACCUCCUAGACAUGAGAGUUAUCAUCUGAAGAUGAAUGAUAGAAGUGGUAAUGACAGUUACUUCCUCAAUGGUCCAGAUGACAGACAUAGCUCUAGUGACCACAGUGAUAAAUAUAAUAUUUAUCAAUAUAAUAUGGAGAAUGAUAUUCAUUCCAAAGAACAACGAUUCCAAAAUGAUUUUUACCUGAACUGAAUUAAUUGUGCUCCAGCUCAUCCGUGUUGAAUUGGUUGCAAAUGCUCUAAUUACAAUGUGUACACAUACCCUGGCUUAUUAGGCAAUGAAUUUUUCCUGAAUUAUGAGAUUAAAUUGUUCACUGAUAUCUAUUUAAAAGAUGAAGUUUUUAUGUAUAUAUGAUAUAUUUGAAUGUAAAAAAUAUAUGGAUUGGAAGAA